Myotis daubentonii (Daubenton's bat) is the source of this 1114-nucleotide messenger RNA. RefSeq names its product myomixer, myoblast fusion factor (gene MYMX). Gene Ontology annotation, cellular component: endoplasmic reticulum membrane; Golgi membrane; plasma membrane. The record is from RefSeq and is a predicted model, not a curated record. NCBI's taxonomy places the organism in Eukaryota, Metazoa, Chordata, Mammalia, Chiroptera, Vespertilionidae. Gene Ontology annotation, biological process: myoblast fusion; skeletal muscle organ development.
GCUGGGUUCCGUCUCUGAGGUCUGAACCCAGCCAGGAGAAUUCCUGCAUCUGUUCCUUCCACUUCUUGCAGCCCAGCUGCCCCCUCCCCUCCAGAUACCAGGUGCCAGCACACAGCUGUCUCUUCCUUGCUCCCCCCACCCUGGCAAGUUGUUCUGGGUUGGGCUGAGCUGGGUGGGGCAGCCCUGUGUACUGAGUGUCCUGGGAGGCUGUGUCCCCACAAGCUAAUUCAGCCAGAGCACUGGUCCUGACUGGUGAGGAGGGAGCAGGAGAGGCAAGCCCAGAUUCCGGAUUGCCUUCGAAGUCACUGACCCGGCCAUGCCCGCCCCGCUGCUCCCGCUCCUGCUUCGAAUGCUGCUGUCCCGCCUGCUGCUGCCCGCCGCCCGCCUGGCCCGCCAGCACCUCCUGCCCCUGCUGCGUCGAUUGGCCCGCCGCCUGGGCUCCCAGGACUUGCGUGAGGCUUUGCUGAGCUGCCUGUUGUUCAUCCUCAGCCAGAGACACCAGCCAGACACCGGAGAGGCCUCCAGAGUGGCCCGCCCUGAGAGGAGGGAGAGGUUAGCCCCGCAAAAAUGAGGCCACGAGUCCUGCUAGCAGCAGGGACGAACUGCUUUCUUGUGGAGUACGGCGGUCCUGGCACCAUCACUGACCGAGGCCUGCCCAGUGGGCAUUAGCCGUGGUUCGGGACUGAGCACAAGAGGGCUCUGAACAAGCCUGCCUCCCGGCCCCAGCAGCAAUGACUGGCACCAGGCCCCGCAUCUAGCAGAAAACUGGUCUUCACCUCCUCCCUGCACCCCUCAGGGCCUCUCCUCAUCACCGGGGCCUCCGCAGGGCAAGGAACCGCUCUCCCCACCUCCUUACCCCAGACAAGCACGGGCAUGGCGUCCGGGGAGGGACACCGUUUAACCAGGGACAACUGACCAUUUAGUGGAGAGGCAAGAUUUUAACCCAGACUGUCUUCCUGGCUGAGGAUUUACCUUAAGAGCAUGAAACCUUGAUUCCCCUGGAGACUCAGUCCCGCCCCCAAAGCCCAGCAUGCAGCAGGUGCUCAGUAAAUAGUUUUGAAUUCCUGGGGUGCCUUUGACAUCCUUAUCAGCCACACUCCGGCCUGUGCCUGUG